AUGAAUAUCCUACAAGACCAGGUGUUUGCCAAAUCCCGUGAAGUUCUUAUAGCGAAGAAACGAGAGCUUGUCCAACAACACGCCGAAGGAAACGGACCACAAGCUUGUCGAGAGUUGACGACGGCAGAGGAAGACAAGUUCUUCGAGUUGGGUUUGCUCGGAAAACACGACCCAGAAGUUCUCCAGAAGACCGUUUGUUGGGCCCUUUCUCUUCAUUUCGGCUUUCGAACGCGUGACGAGUCGAGAAAACUAAAGUGGGGAGACGUAUCCAUCAGUAAAGACCCGAAAACAAGCAGCGAAUUGUUGUUGUGGAAAGCUGAACGAGGUUCAAAGACCAGGCACGGCGACGGGCAACAUCAGAGAGCCUUUUAUCCCACAGCUCAAGCAACCCACAACGAACGUUGUCGUGUUCAGUUAUAUCGUGCAUUUUCGCAGCAUCAACCAGAUGAAAUGAAACAGUCGGACUCUUCAUUCUUCCUGGCUAUUAACCACCGUCGCCAGCCAGGUUCUCAGAUCUGGUAUAACAAAGCUCCACUCGGAAAAAAAACGAAAUUGGCAAGUUUCUUUCGAAGGCUGCGAAAGCUGCUAAAUUGCCUGGUAACAACACAAACCACUCGGUGA
Molecule: messenger RNA, 621 nt
Organism: Paramuricea clavata
Lineage: Eukaryota; Metazoa; Cnidaria; Anthozoa; Malacalcyonacea; Plexauridae
Source: the annotation of a GenBank genome assembly